Molecule: messenger RNA, 2742 nt
Organism: Lucilia cuprina (Australian sheep blowfly)
Lineage: Eukaryota; Metazoa; Arthropoda; Insecta; Diptera; Calliphoridae
Exons: 5
Coding region: 447-2522 (691 amino acids)
Biological process (GO): proteasome-mediated ubiquitin-dependent protein catabolic process; multicellular organism development
Cellular component (GO): cytoplasm
Molecular function (GO): ubiquitin protein ligase activity; ubiquitin conjugating enzyme binding
Source: RefSeq, a predicted model, not a curated record
CUCUUUGCGAGGUGCGCAUCGUUAAACUCAAGCGCACGCGCUUUGUACGCGUUUUCAAAAAGUAAAAAAAAAAUAACUAAAAUUAAAAACGAAAUUCAAAAUCAAAAUACAAAUGUUGUGAAAACCAUAAAUAUUGCGAAAAUUAAGUUGUAAAAAAUAUUAUUAUUUCGUGUGAUCUUUUUUAUUUGUUGGUGUUAAAACAUAAAAUUUUGUAAACUAUUUUUUAUAGUACUAUUAUACCAAAAAAAAAAAAAAAUAAGUAAAUAUAAAAAAUCUCACACAGUGUGCUGGUAAACGUGUGGUUUGUAAAAAAAAUUACAACAAUUUUUAAAAUAAUUUUAAGUUAAAAAAUUUGUGGCAAUAAUCAAAGUGUUAAUUUUGCAAUAAGUUGAAAACAAAAAGUUAAAGAGUUUUUUAAGUGAAGAAAAAUUUAAUCGUAUGACAACAUGUUGAAAUCCUAUAAAAUUUAUACUUGUACCAAUGGUGCCUUGGGUUUGCACUUGAGUCGGGCUCCUUGGGAUCCAUAUCCCUGGGUAAGCAGCAUACAAAAAGAUUCUACUUCCUAUCAGGCUGGAUUACGCAUCGGAGACUGUUUACUCGAAUUAAAUGGCCAAGAUGUUUUGGGCAUGAAAAUCUCAGAGAUUGCAGCUCUUUUAAAAAAUCAUUGGCUUAAUGAGAGUAGCAAUUAUGUCACUGUUGUUAUAUGGCGUAAUAAAUGUAACAACAGCAGUAUUAACAGUGAAGAUGCAACAACUGGUGCCUGCAACAAUAAUGAGGAUGAUGAUGAUGACGAAGAUGAGGAAAAUAAUGCACACAACAUUAAUCAGCAAUCGUUGCAAAAGUUUGCAACUUGCCUGCAACAUAUUGCCCAAUUAUUGGAAUGUCCUGUUUGCUUAGAGGUUAUAAAACCACCAGGAUGGCAGUGUUGCAAUGGUCAUGUUCUCUGUAAUAAUUGUCGCAGUCGUUCUGAAAAAUGUCCUGUUUGCCGAGUACCGUUGGGACCACGUGGUAGAUGUUUACUGUCGGAUAAAUUAUUUACUUUGUUGGCUGAUAGUUUUCCCUGUGAUGGCGUGCGCAGUAACAAAAGUUCACCGAAAGAUAGACGGAAAUGCAGUACGGAAUUUCAUAAUCAGCCGAAAAUGGCCAUUGUAAAAAAGCACCAUCAGCAGCAGGAAAAAGAUGAACAGCAAGGAGCUAAGAAGACCAAAGAUUUUCUAUUAACAUCCCUAAGACACCGUAGAAGAAAAAUAUCGAGCUCAAAAAUAAACCGUGACGGUAACAAUGAAGAAGGCCAUGUAGGUGAAACGGAGUAUGAGCAGGAAAAUAAACAUUCAUCAAUGCAAAAACAGGCUAUGUAUGAUAGAAAUAUUGUUGUUGGUGGUGCCACGAGUAGUAUUAAGAGAAAUUGUAACAAUCGGAAGUCAACACCAGAUUAUAAUAGUGAAGAUGGUAGUGGCAAUAUUAAAGGAGGUGUUGGUGUGACUACAACAAUGACGGCAACCUUUUGCAACGAUGAAUUGCUUGGACAAACAUCAACAAUACAACAAUGUCAUUGUAUAACGUGUUAUAAGCCAGAUAAAGUUGCAAUUGUAAAUAAUGUUACAACAGCAGCAGCCACAACUGCAUCUGCUUCACUAAAUAAAUAUAUAUUAAGGAUACCAAGUCAGGGGCAACUAGAGAACAUGCCAGAGCAACAACAACGACAGCAAUACGAAGAAAAAUAUCAAAAUUAUCAGUGCCCAACUGGGAAAUUAUGUUGCUUGACUAAGAACGUGAUGCCCCAUGCAACAUGUACUAGAGUGACAACAACUACUGCCAACAAUACACCCCACCAUGUUUCAAUGACUAAUAACAACUUGUCAACAGCGACAACAACAGCAACAACAACAGCAACAACUAAACAAACAAUAGCAACUGUUUUGAAUUCAGGGAACCAACAACAGCAUCAGGUUAAUGUUUAUAAUUUCCAUAAAAUUCUUAAAAAUGAAUGGGAUAUUUUAGCUCAUCUUACCCAAGAUCAUCAAUUACCAGUGAACCAGUAUUAUGCCGAAUAUGGACAACGUAUACAACUACGAUGCCUUAGCCAACACUCUAUAACCUGUCUUAAUCUUAAGGGAUCGGAUGAGAAUGAUUCUAAAGUAGAAAAAUUCUUUAUAGCCUGCAUACCUUUAGAAAUGACCCCAGUCUCAAAAGUGGCCAUAUUUUUGUAUCACAUAAAUCCUGUAGCCAACGUGGCCAACAGCAUUACAACAAUCACAUCCGCCUCGACUUCCUUAGAUGAUGAGGUCAGCAAUUUUGAAACGAUUAUAGAAAAUCCCUUAACGGGUAUUAAAUGGUUUGGUCGCGCUCAUCCCUUAACCACCCCUUGGUCACAUAUACAUGAAAAACAACAUUUUUUUCAGUACAACGUGUUGCAAAAUCAUUUGGAUGUUGUCAGCGGUAUGGGUGAAGCAGUCGUGAGUGGUAGUGAUGCAUUUGUGAUUGUUGUAAAAAGAAAAUUAGAAAUAACAACAAAAAUCUAAGUAAGAAAAACCACAAAAUGAAAUGGAAAUCGAAAAAAAUAUAACAAUUCAAACAAUGUAAUGAAUGAAAACAAAAAUAUGUAAUUCGAUUAUAUGUAUGUAGUAAAAAUGAAUGUUGCAUGUUGCAAAUACUUGCUUUUAGCAAACAAACAAAAACGAAACUAGAAAAAUUGAUGGCUUGUAUUGCUACGUGCUUACGAUUUUAUAGCUCUGCACAAAC